This is a messenger RNA of Paraglomus brasilianum, 219 nucleotides long. The record is from the annotation of a GenBank genome assembly. NCBI's taxonomy places the organism in Eukaryota, Fungi, Glomeromycota, Glomeromycetes, Paraglomerales, Paraglomeraceae.
AUGUCAGUGGGAUGUGGAGUAAUUCGCCGACUUAAUUUCUUGGGGGAUAAUUUCUGGGUGAUUGGAGUAUAUUUGUAUAUGGGGUUGGAUGAGAAGAGCGAUUUUAUGGAAUUAGUUGGUGUGGGACAGAAAGAUUGGGGCAUAAAUCCAGCCCGUCCGCAAAAUAGCGAGGCUGAUGGAGAGUUAUUAGGAUGGGUUGAUCGUAUGGGUGGCAAUUGA